Molecule: messenger RNA, 2790 nt
Organism: Chaetura pelagica (chimney swift)
Lineage: Eukaryota; Metazoa; Chordata; Aves; Apodiformes; Apodidae
Gene: HMGCR
Product: 3-hydroxy-3-methylglutaryl-CoA reductase
Exons: 20
Coding region: 1-2706 (901 amino acids)
Biological process (GO): coenzyme A metabolic process; isoprenoid biosynthetic process; sterol biosynthetic process
Cellular component (GO): peroxisomal membrane; endoplasmic reticulum membrane
Molecular function (GO): NADP binding; hydroxymethylglutaryl-CoA reductase (NADPH) activity; protein binding
Source: RefSeq, a predicted model, not a curated record
AUGGUGUUGCAGGGGACUGCGCUGAGGUUUGCCAGCUGUAGAAAAACAGUCUUGAAAAUGUUGUCCAGACUCUUCCGAAUGCAUGGCCUUUUUGUAGCCUCUCAUCCAUGGGAAGUCAUUGUGGGAACAGUGACUCUCACCAUUUGUAUGAUGUCGAUGAAGAUGUUCACUGGGAAUGAUAAGAUCUGUGGCUGGAAUUACGAGUGCCCCAAGCUUGAAGAAGAUGUUCUGAGCAGUGACAUCAUCAUCCUGACAAUCACACGCUGUAUAGCAAUCCUUUAUAUAUAUUUCCAGUUUCAGAACCUAAGGCAGCUUGGCUCAAAAUACAUUUUAGGUAUUGCUGGGCUCUUCACAAUCUUCUCAAGUUUUGUUUUCAGCACAGUCGUAAUUCACUUCUUGGAUAAAGAACUGACAGGUUUAAAUGAAGCUUUACCAUUCUUCCUGCUUCUGAUUGAUCUGUCAAGAGCAAGCGCAUUAGCGAAAUUUGCACUCAGUUCCAACUCACAGGAUGAAGUAAGAGAAAAUAUUUCACGUGGAAUGGCAAUUUUAGGCCCUACAUUUACACUGGAUGCACUAGUGGAGUGUCUUGUGAUCGGUGUUGGUACUAUGUCAGGUGUACGACAACUUGAAAUUAUGUGCUGCUUUGGCUGUAUGUCUGUUCUUGCCAACUACUUUGUCUUCAUGACCUUCUUUCCAGCUUGUGUGUCCUUGGUGUUGGAGCUUUCGAGAGAGAGCCGUGAAGGGCGUCCUAUAUGGCAGCUUAGCCAUUUUGCUCGUGUUCUGGAAGAAGAGGAAAAUAAACCAAAUCCUGUAACACAGAGGGUCAAAAUUAUUAUGUCUCUAGGUUUGGUUCUUGUUCAUGCCCACAGCCGUUGGAUAGCAGAACCAGCUGCCCAAAACAAUACUGUAGAAAAUUCAAUGGGAUUGGAUGAGAAUGCACCAAAGAGGAUUGAACCUAAUGUUUCAUUGUGGCAGUUCUACCUUUCUCGAAUGGCCAGUAUGGAUAUCGAACAAGUAAUCACUCUUGGAUUAGCCCUUCUCCUUGCUGUCAAAUACAUUUUCUUUGAGAAAGCAGAGACUGAAUCCACACUCUCACUGAAGAAUCCCAUAACAUCCCCAGUGAUGGUCCAGAAGAAGGUCCCUGAGAAUUGUUGCAGGAAACAAUCAGGACUUCAGAAAAAAAGCCAGAAAUCUAACACAGUAGAAGCAGCUUUGGUUCCCAAAGAUGGAAAUGACGAAGUCAUAAAACCUGUUUUAGCGGAGUCAUCAACCAAGGCUACAUUUGUAGUUGGCAGUUGCAACCCCGUGGAAACAUCUUCAUUCCUUAAUGGAAAAGAGGAAGAAAUUGAGUUACCUAAAGAGCCACGCUCUAUUGAGGAAUGUGUUCGUAUACUUGGAAAUGCAGAGAAAGGAGCAAAAUUCCUAACUGAUGCUGAGGUUAUCAGCUUAGUUAAUGCUAAGCAUAUUCCUGCAUACAAAUUGGAAACCCUGAUGGAAACUCAGGAACGAGGCGUUUCCAUUCGCAGACAGAUGUUAUCUAAGAAACUCCCUGAACCUUCAUCUUUGCAGUAUCUUCCUUACAGGAAUUACAAUUAUUCUUUGGUUAUGGGAGCUUGCUGUGAAAACGUGAUUGGAUACAUGCCUAUUCCUGUAGGCGUAGCAGGACCACUGUUUUUGGAUAACAAAGAGUUUCAGGUGCCAAUGGCAACAACAGAAGGAUGUCUCGUAGCAAGCACAAACAGAGGAUGCAGAGCAAUAUGUCUUGGUGGAGGAGCAAGUAGCUGCAUUCUGGCAGAUGGGAUGACCCGAGGACCUGUUGUAAGACUGCCCACUGCUUGCCAGGCUGCAGAAGUUAAAGCUUGGCUUGAAAGCCCUGAAGGCUUUAAAAUAAUGAAGGAAGCUUUUGACAGCACAAGUAGGUUUGCCCGCUUACAGAAACUUCUCAUCAGUUUGGCUGGUCGUAACCUUUAUAUCCGUUUUCAGUCUGGAACAGGGGAUGCAAUGGGAAUGAAUAUGAUUUCAAAAGGUACUGAAAAAGCACUGACAAGGUUGAAUGAAGAGUUUCCUGAUCUACAGGUCAUAGCUAUUAGUGGUAACUAUUGUACAGACAAAAAACCUGCUGCUAUAAACUGGAUAGAAGGAAGAGGGAAAUCCGUUGUCUGUGAAGCAGUCAUUCCAGCCAAGGUUGUUAGAGAAGUAUUGAAGACAACUACAGAAGAUCUAGUUGAAGUGAAUAUAAACAAAAACUUGGUGGGUUCUGCGAUGGCUGGUAGCAUAGGUGGCUACAAUGCACAUGCAGCAAACAUUGUCACAGCUAUCUACAUUGCCUGUGGUCAGGAUGCUGCGCAGAAUGUGGGCAGCUCUAAUUGCAUCACUUUGAUGGAGCGAACUGGUGCCACCAAUGAAGACCUGUAUAUCAGCUGCACAAUGCCUUCUAUAGAAAUAGGAACUGUUGGUGGGGGCACCAACUUGCUCCCACAGCAGGCCUGUUUGCAGAUGUUAGGGGUUCAAGGUGCAAGCCAAGAUAACCCUGGUGAAAAUGCCCGUCAGCUUGCUAAAAUUGUUUGUGCUACAGUGAUGGCAGGGGAACUGUCACUAAUGGCAGCUCUUGCAGCUGGGCAUCUAGUCAAAAGCCACAUGAUCCACAACAGGUCAAAAAUAAAUCUACAAGAUCUUCAAGGAACCUGUACUAAGAAAGCAGCUUGAAUACUAAGAAGGCUUUGAAAUUAAGAAUUGUUCUGGCAACUGACUGGAUGAACAGGAAAAAAAAUAAUCUGUCACGUUUAGAAU